ACAGCUCUCGUUCCGCUGACCAGUCCGCGAAUUGUCACCGCGACGCGCACACGCUUCCUCGUCACUUCAAGUGAAAACUUUAGAAAUCGUGAAAAUGUUCAAACUCGUUUGUGUUUCAAUCGUAACGGUGUGCCUUCAGCUUACGAGCGGGGGCGUUAUGAAGCCUGAUGACUCCAUCAAAUACCCUGGGCCCAUUAAGGAUAGGAACGGCGUCCCGGACGAGUGCAAGGACCAGAAUUUCUGCACGAUAAAACCGCCGGACUACCCUCAAGAACAGUUUGACAAGAUGUUCAAGGGAACAAAGCUAGGAAAGCUCCCGAACCUGGUGUUGAACGACAGCUUGGUGGACUUCCCCAACAGACAGGGCGGACCUGGAGAUGAGGACGAUUGCAGAACCACUGUCACGUACGAACCGUUAUACAAGGUGCGCACUAAACGCGGGGACUGGCGAACCGUCGUUCAGGCAGAGCAAGAAAACUACGUGCAGAAAGUGCGUUUGGAGACGUGCCUAAAACCUCAAAGCAAAUGCUUCACCCGUUUCGGCGAGAUCCCAGGCAUCGAGACCUACUGUCGACAGAACUACAACGACUGGGAGUUAGUCGUGUCAGACGGGAAAGGGGGCACGGAAACAGUCACAACCAGCCUCCCAGUCUGCUGCUCUUGCCACUACAAGUCCGUGGACCUCGCCUCAAGGUUCGGGAAACCGAAAGAACAGAAAACAGUGAAAGGAGAGUGAAUAUCUUGUAUUUUUUGUCAUUGUUGCCU
This is a messenger RNA of Cydia amplana, 765 nucleotides long. RefSeq lists its product as uncharacterized. The coding region runs from base 95 to 736 and encodes 213 amino acids. The transcript is spliced from 6 exons. Lineage: Eukaryota; Metazoa; Arthropoda; Insecta; Lepidoptera; Tortricidae. The record is from RefSeq and is a predicted model, not a curated record. Gene Ontology annotation, molecular function: Toll binding; growth factor activity. Gene Ontology annotation, biological process: central nervous system formation; innate immune response. Gene Ontology annotation, cellular component: extracellular region.